Messenger RNA from Trypanosoma brucei brucei TREU927, 720 nucleotides. RefSeq lists its product as hypothetical. The transcript has a single exon. The record is from RefSeq and is a predicted model, not a curated record. The coding region runs from base 1 to 720 and encodes 239 amino acids. Lineage: Eukaryota; Euglenozoa; Kinetoplastea; Trypanosomatida; Trypanosomatidae.
AUGCAACAAAAAUAUCUGGGCAGAGAUGAGGUAGGUGGAGUCGAAGUGAUUAUGAGACAAAUGCUGGCCACAAUUCUCCCAUAUGGCAUUGUGUUUGGAUCUGUCCUACUGAAGCUACCGCAGAUAGUAAAGAUAUUGCGGAAUCACAGCGCUGACGGUAUAUCAAUUAUAUCACUUGUUGUCGAACUGAUGUCUUGUGUUAUAUCGAGUAGCUGGGGUAUUGCACGGUCGUUAAUGUUUAAAGACUACGGCGAAAGUACCCUCAUAAUGAUCGAGAUGUUUUUGCUCCUACUUAUCGUUGGGUGUAUGCAGAGAAAACUACUCAUUACUGUGCUAGUAUUUAUUGUUGCUGUUUUCCUGCUAGUUUUUAUGUCGGCUGGGUAUGCUCCUCGAAAUAUCCAUGAAGGGAUGUUGCGUCUACAAAUUUUUUUCGCGCUCGGUAGUCGCAUACCUCAGAUAGUGAUAAAUUAUCAGAACAAAUCAACAGGUCAAUUGUCUGCUUUGACUUUUUUCCUGGCUAUGUCUGGGGGUAUCUCGCGUCUGUUAACAACAUUUCACAACAUUCCUUCCGACAAGGGCAGGGACAUCAUGCUAACACAGUUUGGCGUUGUCGUUUUCCUUAAUUUUGUCAUCGUAAUGCAGUGUAUUUUGUACAAAGCUGCGGAUCGGAGGCAAGUUGGUACUACCGAGGCCAAGGCUGUCGUUAAAAAGAACAACUAA